This is a messenger RNA of Klebsormidium nitens, 2266 nucleotides long. The record is from the annotation of a GenBank genome assembly. Lineage: Eukaryota; Viridiplantae; Streptophyta; Klebsormidiophyceae; Klebsormidiales; Klebsormidiaceae.
CAGUUGGAUGCUCAUGGUGAUCGUGAUCAAAGAGCAGACAAAAGGAUCCGCAGGUAGUGAGGCCGAUGGGGCCUUCUGUGGUAUGCGACGUGCAGUGGCCUCUCGCAAGUGGUGCACUCGGUUGGCACUCUCCUGCAAGCCUCGGUGUAGCACAAGGAACAAAGAUUCCCUGGCUUUGUCCUGCUUUUCAUCAGGCAAACUGUUCCAGAAGUUGCAAAUCCACCCCGUGUCAACUUUCCACAUUGAAGCAACAAAGUGAAAGGAAACAGAUAAGCCAGUUGCCUACAUUUGCUGGCCGCCAACCUCUGAACCGGUCGCAAAGGCGCCAUAAUUUCUGUGCUUGUAGUUGUUCAGAGACCAGUGAGCAUGUUGGAUCCAAUCCUGAAACCCUCCCAGCUCAGAAAGAACCUUCCUUAGGCGCCACCUCAACUAUCAGAAUGACCAAGCAGAUGGCAAUUGCAAGUGGAAGCUCGGGGGGUUUGCUUCAGAAGAAUGGCCAAACAAAGGAAAUUCCGCCAGCUCUGAAGCAAGUACUUGAGUUUCCCUUGCCAACAUUUGAGGACGUCAGCCUGGCUAUGUACCGAACAAGAAAUCGUAUCCGCAACACCGAGUGCACCCUCUCUGAUGCUCUCUCUGAAUUGACCGGAUGCGAGCUGUAUUUGAAGAAGGAGUACAAGCAGCGAACAGGCAGUUUCAAGGAGCGUGGGGCCAGGAACGCCCUCCUCCUUCUGAGCGCAGAGCAGCGUGAGCGGGGGGUGGUAGCGGCAUCGGCCGGCAACCAUGCUCUGGGUCUAGCGUGGCACGGUCGGGACAUUGGCAUCCCUGUGACGGUGGUCAUGCCGGCAAGCGCCCCGUUGACAAAGGUGACGAAAUGCAAGGCCCUGGGUGCUCGAGUCAUCCAACACGGUGACGACAUCGGCGAGGCCAAGGCAUAUGCAGAUGAAGUGUACGUAAAGGGCGAGGGCCUCCGAUAUGUCAACGGCUUCGACCACCCUCACAUCAUCGCAGGGCAGGGCACGAUUGGGCUGGAGAUGCUGGAGCAGGUCCCCGACAUGGACGCGGUAAUUGUGCCCGUCGGCGGAGCAGGCCUGAUCGCGGGCAUUGCAUUGGCCAUCAAGACCCUCCAGCCGAACGUGCUCGUGAUCGGCGCGGAGCCCAAGCUGUGCGCGAGCUUCUGCGCGGCGCUGGCCGCGGGACACCCCGUCCGGGUCGACAUGCAGAGCCCCACGCUGGCAGACGGCCUCGCCGUGCCCUGCGUUGGCCCGCACUCCUUUGCAGUGGCCAGAACAUUGGUGGACGGAAUGGUGCAAGUGAGCGAGCGGGACAUCGGCCUCUCCGUGCUGCGCCUCGUCGAGCACGAAAAGCUGGUGCAGGAGGGCGCCGGCGCGGCGGGUCUGGCCGCCCUGCUGUCGGGCCAGCUGCCGGAGCUGCGCGGCAAGAAGGUGGUCAUCCCGCUGUGCGGUGGCAACAUCGACACCACCGUCCUGGGCCGCGUCAUCGAGCGGGGCCUCGCCGCGGACGGCCGCCUCGUGCGCUUCAGUGCGAUCGUGAGCGACCGACCGGGAGGUAUUGCGGGGCUCUGCAAGAUCGUGGCGGAGGAAGGCGCCAGCAUCAAAGACAUCGUGCACGAGCGCGCCUGGCUGGUAGAUGCGGUCGCCCACGUCCAGGUUUUCAUGGUAGUCGAAACGACAGGACGAGAUCACGUUGAAAGACUUAGGGACAGGUUAGAGCAGGAAAUGAACUUCAAAGGACCAAUCACAUCGUGGGGUCAAGUUUCGCUAUAAGCUACCGAGGUGGAUUCGAGUGUCUUCAGAAGGCCGGUCUGACAGGUACAAACAGCACAGGUACAUCAAGGUCUGAUUUUGAGGAAGUAAAAGGUAUAGGAGAAGUGAUAAGGUUGCCUGCCAUUACUUUGAGAAGGUUAUCCGCGACGACAGGUAGAAUAGCAAAUUGGCAUCGGGUAUUCGCAUUAGCUUUCAAGGUGUUUAGAACAGGACGGAACUGUCCGUGCCGCGGGUAACAGCAGUAAGCCUUGCAACAUAAAGUAGGUGGAGGACGAUUCCCCAAUGACAUACGUCUACGGUGUAUGUGUUGUGCACCAUCGUUACCAGUGUAAGUUGAGUCAAUUAGAGAGUCGAGCUAAAACUACCGAAUUUGUAGAGGUUGCGCUCAACAGGGGUGGCUUGUUCUCAACAGCUUCACUUGCGGCGUGGCUUGUCCCGAAGGACGGUCGCGAGAACAUCGACUAAAUUCACACGCAGCAGAG